Molecule: messenger RNA, 1234 nt
Organism: Nymphalis io (European peacock)
Lineage: Eukaryota; Metazoa; Arthropoda; Insecta; Lepidoptera; Nymphalidae
Gene: pen-2
Product: gamma-secretase subunit pen-2
Exons: 3
Coding region: 103-408 (101 amino acids)
Biological process (GO): Notch receptor processing
Cellular component (GO): gamma-secretase complex
Source: RefSeq, a predicted model, not a curated record
GUCCGCCUUCUAAGUUCUUGACUUUUUGUGUUUCUGACAGUAAAUGAAAAUAACAAAUUUAUUACUUCGUAUACACAACAUCAUUAAAAACUUUAAAAUAAAAUGGAUUUGAACAGAAUGAGUAAUACUAAAAAGCUUCAACUGUGUAGAUGGUACUUUAAAGUUGGAUUUGUGCUGCUGCCAUUUGUGUGGGCGGUGAACUCGAUCUGGUUUUUCAAGGAGGCGUUUAUUAAACCACCAUUUGAUGAACAGAAGCAAAUAAAAAAAUAUGUGAUAAUGAGCGGUGCAGGUGCGUUGACUUGGGCGGUGGCAUUAGUGUCAUGGGCAGUUGCGUUCCAGGUGCAGCGUGUAUCCUGGGGUGCCACGGGUGAUGCUCUAUCUUUUAUAGUGCCUCUAGGACGUGCUUAGUGAACUUAUAAAUAUAAUCUAUCACAAUUUAAUUAGUGUAAAAUGAUUUGUGAACCAAGAUUUGGAGACUAUUUAACACAUUUAAUUUUAAUUUUUGAAUACUUUUUAGUGCAGGGGGAGUCAUAGUUGCUUGCUAUUUGGUAUAGUUAGUUGAUACAAGUAAAUACUUCUAUAUGAGGUGGAUUCUUAUAAUUCUGGUUUGUAAAUUAAAGAGCUGAGAUGGCCCAGUAGUUACAACAUGUAGAUAUUAAACAAAAGACAACAGAUUUAAACCCAUAACCAGCUCAAUUAAAUUUGAAUGUGCUUAAUUUCUUGUUACACAUUAUCUUAUAAAUAUAUCUCGUUUAACAUAUAUGUAUGUUAUUCACUCAUAUAAGAUUAUUAUUUUUCAUAUUCAUCAAUAAUGUAGCAAUUGGAUUUAGCUCUAAAACUUCUUAAUAUCAGCGCCCCUACCAAGCUGCACUUAUAGACUAUUUUAAAUACAAAUAACAUACAAAUACUACUCAAAUAACUGAACAAAUAACAAAAUAAUGAGUACAUUGUUAAUUUAAAAGGUGCGCAUAUGAAAUUUGAUUAUGUAAAAAUGCACCGCACUUUCUUAACCACCAUUAACUGUAAACAUCACUUUAAAUGCUUUCAAAAUUAUACAUUGUCUCCGAAUUAGAAGCCAUGACCUUUUCAUUUGCACAUUCCUUCGUUAACUAUCAAUCUAUAAAUGUAUUCUAUCAGUUUAUAAAUGUAUUGUGAAUAAAAAAAAAUAUUUAUUUAUUUUUAGUGAGUAAGCAAAUUGUAUAUAAGGCUAUAAAAAUAAAACCAUUAACAUACA